Molecule: messenger RNA, 393 nt
Organism: Helobdella robusta
Lineage: Eukaryota; Metazoa; Annelida; Clitellata; Rhynchobdellida; Glossiphoniidae
Exons: 3
Coding region: 1-393 (130 amino acids)
Source: RefSeq, a predicted model, not a curated record
AUGUCCAUUUUUUAUUAUUACAUUCUUAGGCUUAGAGAUAACCAGCAAAAUGCUCUGAGACGACGUUUAAUAAGGAAUUCAAUUAACAACUCACAAUCUUCAAACGGCAUAAUCCUCAUUGGAGUCAUCCUGAUAAUGAUGUUUUUCCUCAUUGACGUCAUCAUCACCGUCAUAAUUAUCUACACCAACGUAUGCGAUUCUGUGGUGGACUCGUUCGGGACUGCUCUGCCCGCCAGUGGUGAGUUGGAUGUGAUGGUGGUGGGAGAUGUUUGCUGUUGCGUGAAAUGUAAUGCUGAAAUAUAUUGGGAUAAGAUGGGAUACAUUGGGAUCAGAUGGGAUACAGUGGGAUGCGAUAGGAUAUGCUGGGAUCAGAUGGAAUAUAUUGGAAUAUGA